This is a messenger RNA of Eurytemora carolleeae, 381 nucleotides long. RefSeq lists its product as uncharacterized. The record is from RefSeq and is a predicted model, not a curated record. NCBI's taxonomy places the organism in Eukaryota, Metazoa, Arthropoda, Copepoda, Calanoida, Temoridae. The coding region runs from base 1 to 345 and encodes 114 amino acids. The transcript has 6 exons.
AUGACCACCGACAACGACAGAUUAGUCAAGCUGGAAAGAAUGGCAAUUCAUCCAAAGAGGCUUGCCUCAAUUUCGGAUUGUCUCCAUCAUCCACCACAAUCAAUUCAGUGUGCACAUGAAGCAGAAUUUUGUCUUGUCCUGAAGGAAUAUGAACCCAAUAGACAAGAUGACUCUGAUGCUAACCAGGAGAACAAGGAGAAUCAGGAGAAUAAUGAAAACCAGGAAAAUGCUGGGAAAUUAAUGUUUUUAGCAAGAACCUGUGUACAGGAAGAUUUAGGGACUUCGUGUAAUCCAGGAUUCAAGGGGAGCAGGGGUGUUACUGUGUGUAGGAAACAUUGCAGGUGAAAAGUAAAUAAAAUCAUUUAAAAAAAGAAAAUUUUG